AGAGUUAAGUAUAGUGACAACAGAAAUCCAAUAAUUAAAAAAAAAAGAGAAAAAAUAUUCAACGUUUAAAUAUUACAAAGAUCAUGAUCAUAUCGAUAGUAAAGAAAUCACGAAUUAGAAAAAACAAAAUACGUCAUAAUUAAAUGUACACGUUUAUCUUAUUCCUGGGAAAAAAAAUUUGUAGACGAUACUUGAUCAUAGUACAUCGACGACGAUGUGGGAGAGAACGAUACGUAACAACUGUAUUACGUAUGAAUGAAUUGUUGCUCUAUACCACUAAACUCUAACUCUCGUAAAUAAUUGGUCAAUGGUGAGAAUAUGUGUUUUUACUACGUCCAUCAAUCGUGUUUCGCGUUUAUGAGAGCUCAUCGAUGCCGAUCGAACAACGAAUUAUAUAGAAAACAUGCAUAUCAUAGGUUAGAAAGAGAAAGAAGGAAAAAAUGUCGGAACGUGUACGAGGUUAGCCGAAGAUAACGAUACGAAGCUAGAGCCGAGUCUAUAACGAAAUGGACCGAGUUUUCACGAGUAUGAACGAACCGUAGCGAACGCGAAGACACGAUGUAUUAUAAAACAAGGAAGGAGAAGGAACGUCGACGUUAGGAACGACUUUUCGAGAGGAUAGAUUUAAUGGUAGCGUUAUCCACGUGUUGUUUUUCCAAGGCUGCGGCCUUCAGGGCCGUCAUACUUGGUGCCCCUGCUUCCGGAAAAGGUACGAUCUCCUUAAGGAUCAUCGAACAAUUCAACAUAAUACAUAUUUCCAGUGGGGACAAAUUACGUUUGCACGUGAAGAAUGGUACAGAAUUGGGCAAAGAGGUGAAGAAAUAUUUAGACAGUGGAAGUUUCGUGCCAGACAAAACGAUGAUUUCCUUAAUCGAGAAAGAAAUUGAAGUUGUAGGAAAUCGUAAUUGGCUGUUAGACGGAUUCCCAAGAACGUUGACUCAGGCGGAAAUGCUGCAUAGAAUUCAACCGGUGAAUCUUGUCCUGAAUCUAAUCGUACCUACAUCCGUGAUUUUAAAUCGUGUGAAGAAUAGGUGGGUCCAUUUGCCAAGCGGAAGAAUUUACAAUAUAGGAUUUAAUGAUCCCAAAGUACCGGGUAAAGACGAUGUGACUGGUGAACCACUUAGCCAAAGAGAGGACGACAAACCGGAAGUAGUACAUAGAAGAUUAGAAGAAUAUUCUGCAAAGACCAAACCGGUGAUAGACUUUUAUAGUAAUCUUGGAAUACUAAAGAAUUUUCGGGGUAACACUACCGAUAAAAUAUGGCCUUCGAUCAAUGAAUGUAUUGAACAAUUUUUAUAAUAUUCCUUGACACCAAAGAAAAAUGGGACUUUUUAGUGAAAUAAUUGCAUCGAAAAAUGUAGUUUCCAUUACGUUUUAACAUUUUUACAUUCGAUAAAAAAUAUACGCACAUUUGUAAAUAUUUGCCAAUGUAUGUAUGUAUGUAUAUACAUUUAUCAUACGUCUAUGACAAAUUAAUUGUAUUCUCGAUAUUAUAUAUCGUUGAUAAUUAUCGAUAUAAUAUAUAUAUAUAUUUUCAUUUAUGUCACUUAUCAUCUGAUAAUGAACAUAGAUUGAAAGAUGAGAUAAAUAGGUCGUGCGUCGAUAGCAAGUCGUGCGCCUUGACAUUGCCAAAUUUGAUUUAAACACACAAGUACAAGUAGAAAAAUAUUGUCAACUGCGUCAAAACUAGAAUCUUUUUUGUAAGCCUUUUUUUUUAGUUUUAAUUGUAAAUAAACUGAUGAUGAUGACAAUUUUAUAUAUAUAUAUAUAUAUAUAUAUAUAUAUAUAUAUAUAUAUAUAUGUUAUACAUCCGAAUACACAUAUAUAUAUUAUGUAUAUAGCAUUAAAAUUAUUCCUAGUGUGUGUAUGUGUAUGAUGUAUGUAUGUAUGUAUAUAAGUUUUAACACUCGUGUAUUAUUGUAUUCAUGAGAUAUGAUAAAAAUAAAUUUAUAGUUACGUAGAAACUUAAUAUUAUCGACACAACGAGUGCCAUUAAAAAAAUUAGAUAACAAAGUUUAUAUGUCUCGCUCAGUUUUAUUUAUAAUCUUCUUAACAAAUCAUUUCCAAUGAAUAUACAUAUUCAACAGUGUAAUAUAUAUGUAUAUAUAUAUAUACCAUGCACACAGUUUUCUAAUCUCGCGUACAACUUAUCUUUCUCUUUCUCAGCCAUCACCUCAACAUUAUAAAAGAUCAACAGACUCUCCUGAUACAUCAUUUAUUUUCCAUAACGUAAUUACUUAAUCUAUAUACCGAAAUGUGGUACGUGCAAAAUCUUAAUGAAAACUUAAAACUAGUGCUAUGUAUAGAUUAAUUAUCAUAAUGAGUUGACCUAAGCCAAUUUUUAAUUCGAUUAAUGAAUAAAAAUUUGGAAUUAUAGAAAAUAAAUAUAUGAAAUAUCGUCAAUAUGUGAAUUUCUUAAUUAUUGAUGAAUUUCUUUCUAGAUCUUAUUAAUCAUUGACAAACUAUUUUAAAAAUACACUAUAAAUUAUUUAAUGAUUUGAUUUUAAUAAUAAUAAUUAAUCAUUAAUUGUAUUACUUCCAAUGUUGGAAUAAAUAAUAGAUAAUAAAUAAAUAAAUAGUUUUAAAUAGUUGAUAUUUGAGAAAUUACUUAAUAAUCGAUAAAAAAAAGAUAAGAACAAUAAAAGAAAUCAUACAUAUAUAUACAAGUGUAUUUACUUGUGUGGACUUAAAAGCUAAUAUGUAUGUUUCUUGUGUUGCAUUUUACAGGAACAGUUUACUCAAGAAAUUGAGAAACGCUUAUGCAUACAAAUUGCUAUUAAUAGCAAAAUGUAUUCGUACUUGCGAUCUACGCAAGAUUGAGGAUAUCUGUUUAUAACAACGAAAUGAAUAAAUAUUCUCUCAUAUAUUUAAUACAACUUCGAUGAUUAUAAUUCUCCUACAAAAUUAAGUCCUACUUUCGUUGCAAAAAAAAAAAAAAUAAAUAAAAAAAAAACGAAAAUAAGAA
Molecule: messenger RNA, 2965 nt
Organism: Vespula vulgaris
Lineage: Eukaryota; Metazoa; Arthropoda; Insecta; Hymenoptera; Vespidae
Gene: Ak3
Product: GTP:AMP phosphotransferase AK3, mitochondrial
Exons: 4
Coding region: 628-1299 (223 amino acids)
Biological process (GO): nucleobase-containing compound metabolic process
Cellular component (GO): mitochondrion; cytoplasm
Molecular function (GO): ATP binding; AMP kinase activity
Source: RefSeq, a predicted model, not a curated record